Harpegnathos saltator (Jerdon's jumping ant) is the source of this 2450-nucleotide messenger RNA. RefSeq lists its product as uncharacterized. Gene Ontology annotation, cellular component: plasma membrane. The record is from RefSeq and is a predicted model, not a curated record. The transcript is spliced from 8 exons. Gene Ontology annotation, biological process: detection of chemical stimulus involved in sensory perception of smell; sensory perception of smell. Gene Ontology annotation, molecular function: olfactory receptor activity; odorant binding. The coding region runs from base 598 to 1854 and encodes 418 amino acids. NCBI's taxonomy places the organism in Eukaryota, Metazoa, Arthropoda, Insecta, Hymenoptera, Formicidae.
AAUUUUUAGUUUUUUAAAGCAGCAGAACGUACAUUAUAGAUAAAGCAUAGAUAAAGAUAAGAAUAUGUUGCCGAGUGUUAUUUUUUAUAGAAGGUACAUACUUUUAACAACCGAAAAACCACGACAGCAUGUAAGUAACAAAACGUUAAAAAGAAUUCGCUCAACCUAGAGCAGCGGUUUCCUCUAGCGUAGCGUUUGAUAGCUGAGAAAAGACUGAUGCCACGUUCGAUAUUUAACCGAACGUUCUCCCGACUGCGCAAGUGCAUCAAGAAUAGGAAAAAGUGAUGAUACAAAACGACAUGCUAUCUCGCAAUUAUCGAGAAUUUGCAAAGGAAGUUCCGUAACGAUUUCGAUAAUUGACUCAAUCAUACUUAGGCUUGUGAAAUGUAGAUCGGUUCGUUUUUCUUUUCCUUUUUCUCGAAAUAAGCUCGCCGUUAAUUUCGCUCGAGCUGCACAUUACGGCAAAUAUAAAUCAUUCAAUAGGAACAUGUUGCAUCCCUCAGCACACUUCUCAAAUGAUUUCCAAGAGUCGAAUAAAAACUUCGCGAUGGAGUCAAAAAACAGUUAUUCGUUGUUCAUUCGCGUUUCAUCUUCGACAUGUAUCUGCAGGUUGAGGAGCACUACUACACGAUCAACAAAGCUUUUCUCAAAGCAUUAGGUAUCUGGCCUGUUGACAAAUCGUAUCUUAAUUUACUACAGCAAGUGCUGAUCUUCAUUUUGACCAUAACGUAUAUCGGCAUGCAGGUUGCAGCUUUUAUUACAACGAAAAUUGAUAUCAAUCUCUUUGUUAAAAUUAUGUCAACGACGUUACCUUAUGUGAUAGUUGAAGUGAUAUACUGCAGCUUCAUCUUCAAAUCGGAAACUCUGAUGCAAAUGCACCGUCGAAUCCAGGAAGACUGGGAAAUAUUACAUAGUAAAGCAGAAAAUGAAAUUAUGUUGAAACAUAUUCAGAAAAGCUUAACCUAUGAUAUAAUACUAUUCCUGCUUUCCGGUUUUAUAAUAUUCAUUGGAAUCGUUAUUCAGUUUUAUCCGAUUAUUCUCGAUGUUAUAUCGCCGCUAGAUAAGCCUAGAAUUCACAAACUUAUUAUAUCAGCGGAAUAUUUCACGUCAGAGAAUAAGUAUUUUUACACUAAAGUAUUGCACGAAUUCGUGAUCAUUGUGACGUUUGUCUCCAUAUUAUUAUCUACUGGGACACAACUGUUAACAUUUACCCAUCAUUGCUUGGGCUUGUUUAAGAUUGCCAGUUAUCGUCUGCAUCACUCCAUUGAAGAUAGUAUGUUACGAAUGUCAAAUUUAGAAUGGGAACAUGCAUUUUGCAAGAAGAUAACGCACGCUGUAAUUGCACACCGUAAGGCCAUGGAGUUCGCCGACUUUAUGGUGGCAUCAUUUAACAUAUCAUAUUGCAUAUUAACUAUUAUUGCAGUAAUUUCAUUAAGCUUCAAUAUAUACCAAUUUAUCGAUGCGAUAAAAGUCUCAAAUAACAUAGCGGACAUAUUGCUAUCUUUCUUUAUCUCACUAUUCCAUCUGAUUUAUAUGCUGAUGGCAAAUUAUUUAGGAGAGAUGAUCAGCGAUUAUCAUCGCGAGAUUUUUACGUCAUCAUAUGAUAUAUCGUGGUACGUAAUACCGAUAUCGUCACGAAAACUACUCUUGUUCUUGAUGCAAAAAGCCAGCAAGGAUUUUCACUUCAUGAUCGGCUAUAUAUUUGUGGCAAAGAUACAAAAUUUCGUCACGGUAAGUAAUGCUGAAAACACGAGACAACUCGACCGAGAUGUACAUGAAAUUGAUGUACAUGUUUUUCAGCUCGCGAAUACUGCACUAUCUUAUGUUACCGUGAUGUACUCUGUCCAAAGAUAAAUAAAUAAUCGAUAGAUAAAGCCUUAUCUUCUCUUAGAAAUGCGCACACGCACAGAUGCAAAAUGGACGGAAUUUGCGCUGUAUUAGAGAAAAGUAUACAGACUCGUAAGGACAAUUUCAAAAUAAAUUUUUGUAAUUCUCUCUAACACACGUCUAUGUACACAAUAAUAUUAGGUCUCUAUACUCACCUUAUCGACAAUAUGAAACAUUCGAAUCAUCUGUCGUUGAAACAAAUUGUUUAUACCGUUACUCACAAAAUACGACAUUCCAUUUUGUCUCGAAUUCAUCAUUUAAAAUCGCACGAGUUUCUAUCUAUUAUAUUUGUAUGACACUUAACAUUUAUGUAAAUAUAAUCACAGGAAAAGUCCGCCUUCCUUUAGUUCCUCUCGUCAAUAUCAAAUCAUCAUCAAUAGAUUAAAGAGCACUCAUUUGUAUUCUCAAAUUACGCUUUAAUCUCUAUAAUUUUUCCAAAUAAGAGGUGAUGCCAAGUGUCGUGUUUAAUGUUAUCAUCGUUAUAUAAUUAACAAUUUUAUCAACAUAUAAAUUGUUGAAUAUUGUAAAUUAAGUUCAACAAUAUCAAUGUAAUAUAUGUCUAG